UUGAAACCAUAGUCUAACCACCUGAAAUAUAACAUAAAUAUUCUCUAAUCUUUCGACUAAUAUCUUUUAACAAUGGGUGUUCCCACAGUGCAACCACAUUUUGUGCUGUUUCCUUUCAUGGCACAAGGCCACACCAUCCCUAUGAUUGACAUUGCACGUCUAUUGGCACAGCGCGGAGUUAAAAUCACAAUCCUUACCACACACUUAAAUUCCACUAGAUUCAACACAGUUAUCGCUCGUGCUAUAGAGUCGGGACUAAAAAUUCAGGUAGCUCACCUCUAUUUUCCGAGCUUAGAGGCUGGACUACCUGAAGGGUGUGAAAAUUUUGACAUGCUUCCGUCCAUGGAUUUUGGGUUGAAAUUCUUCGAUGCAACGAAAAGGCUUCAACCCCAAGUGGAAGAAAUUUUGCAAGAAUUGAAACCUUCACCAAGUUGCAUAAUAUCUGAUAUGUGUUUCCCAUGGACAACUAAUGUUGCACAAAAAUUUAACAUCCCUAGGAUUGUUUUUCAUGGGAUGUGUUGCUUCUCUUUAUUGUGCUUAGAAAAUUUGAGAGAUUGGAAGGAGUUGGAGAAAAUAGAGUCUGAUACAGAGUACUUUCAAGUGCCUGGAUUGUUUGACAAGAUUGAACUAAACAAAGCUCAGCUUGGAGAUAUGGUUAAGCCAAGAAAUUCAGAUUGGAAAGAAUUUAUGGAUCAACUGAAGAAAGCAGAAGAAGAAGCUUAUGGGAUAGUGGUGAAUAGCUUUGAGGAGUUGGAACAAGAAUAUGUCAAGGGAUUGAAGAAUGCGAAAGGCAAGAAAAUUUGGACCAUUGGCCCUGUUUCACUAUGCAACAAAGAGAAACAAGACAAAUUUGAAAGAGGGAACAAGGCUUCAAUUGAUGAACACAAGUGCCUAAAAUGGCUAGACACUUGGGAACAAGACUCUGUACUCUUUGUCUGUCUCGGGAGCCUAUCGCGCCUUUCGACGUCUCAAAUGAUAGAGCUGGGGCUCGGGUUAGAAUCGUCAAAACGACCCUUCAUUUGGGUAGUUAGGCACAUGUCAGAAGAAUUCCAAAAUUGGCUGGUGGAAGAAAAUUUUGAGGAAAGAGUUGAAGGACAAGGACUUUUAAUCCACGGUUGGGCCCCACAAGUACUGAUAUUAUCUCAUCCUUCAGUAAGGGGAUUCUUGACACACUGUGGAUGGAACUCGAGUCUGGAAGGUAUAUCAGCUGGCGUGCCGAUGAUUACUUGGCCAAUGUUUGCUGAGCAGUUCUGCAAUGAGAGGCUAAUAGUGAAUGUACUAAAGACAGGAGUGAGGGCCGGCAUGGAGAUUCCAGUGAUGUUUGGGGAGGAAGAAAAAUUGGGAGCACAAGUGAGCAAAGAUAACAUUAAGAUGGUCAUUGAAGAAGUAAUGGGUGAAGAAAUGGAAGCUGAAAUGAGAAGGAAAAGAGCUAAAGAACUAGGAGACAUGGCAAUGAGGGCUAUGGAGGAAGGGGGUUCCUCUCACUUCAACUUGACUCAACUGAUUCAAGAUGUCACAGAGCAAGCAAAUAUUUGAAAUCCAUCUAAGAAAAGGUUGAUUUAGGAGAUAGUGCUAUGUAUACCUUAUAGUUAAAUCAAGUCUGAACAGUAACGUUAUAUUGGA
This is a messenger RNA of Lycium ferocissimum, 1623 nucleotides long. RefSeq names its product UDP-glycosyltransferase 73C4-like. The transcript has a single exon. The record is from RefSeq and is a predicted model, not a curated record. The coding region runs from base 73 to 1536 and encodes 487 amino acids. Gene Ontology annotation, molecular function: UDP-glycosyltransferase activity. NCBI's taxonomy places the organism in Eukaryota, Viridiplantae, Streptophyta, Magnoliopsida, Solanales, Solanaceae.